Serendipita indica DSM 11827 is the source of this 633-nucleotide messenger RNA. Lineage: Eukaryota; Fungi; Basidiomycota; Agaricomycetes; Sebacinales; Serendipitaceae. The record is from the annotation of a GenBank genome assembly.
AUGAGUCUCCGUACUGCAGCUACCAGACUUCCUCGCUCGACGAUGCGUGUCGCAGUGAUGCCAAAGAGGAGCGUCGGCGGAACGAGCACGCCUCCGCAUAACAAGAGGUCGAAGGACCUUCCGUGGAUUGUCGGUGGAGUCGCUGUACUCGUUCCCACCGUUUACUACUUUGUUGGAAGCUCUGCCCUCAAGCACGGCGAGAACAUUUCCAAUGACGCCAAAGCCGUCCCCGUCGCUGAAAAGGUUGGACUCUCAGGACAACCAGGUGGCAAAGAAGAUAUGCCUGCUGGCGGACCGAGCAAUCAAGAUGUGCAAGCUACCCUCGCACGCGAAAUGAGAGCUGAUGCGCCCAAGACUGCCUACCAUGCCGAGGAAGAGGCAGCAAAGAAGAGGCAACCAGCCGGAGGUCCGAGCCAUGACGAACUGGAGGCUACCAUCGAGCGUGAACUGAGGACCGACGCGCCAAAGACGGCGUAUUACGCCGAAGAGGAGGCCGCGAAGAAGAAGCAACCUGCUGGAGGUCCGUCUGGCGAUGACGUACAGGCAUCUAUCCAGAGAGGUCUGCGAGCCGACGCUCCAAAGACGGCUUAUCAGGCUGAGGAAGAGAGUGCACGGAAAAAGCAGCGCAUCUGA